CACAGAGGGCUGAAAGAUCUCCAACAACAAUGACGCUGUCUCAUCUCAGUGUAGAGAACUGUCUCACCAUCAAGCUGGGCCUGCUGCUGUUAUGUACGUUCUCCACCAACGCUUUCCCGACAGCAGCAGAGGACACUGAGGAGCCAAACAUGCCUCCAUCAGACACGCGGUCAGCUUUCGCAGCCCUGGAUGAAGUCCGGCUUGUUGCUAACGGCCUCCUGCAGCUCGGAAAAAACCUGAGGGACUUUGUGCAGAAGACAAAAGGCCAGAUCAGUGACAUCUUUCAAAAGCUCAACAUUUUUGAUAAGUCCUUCAACCAGCUGUCUGUGCUAACCACCAAGAUCAAAGAGGAAGAAGAGGAACUGAAGAAGACCACUGUGGUGCUCCAAGCCAACAACGACGAGAUCAGGAGCCUGUCUCUGGAGAUCAACUCUAAAGUAGACGACAUCAUGAGGGAGAGAAUCCACCUAUGGAAUCAGGUUGGAGGGAUCGAGGAGAAGCUGAGUGGACUUUCUCAAGGUCUUCUCUCAGCAGAACAGCUUGUAGAGAUUUCAGCAUACAAAGAGCUGAUCCUAGCCCAAGAAAAGAGCAUCUCAGACCUUCUGCAUUCAGUGAAGGAGCAAAGUGAGCAUCUGAAGAACCAGAAAAUCAUGAUCAAAGGUCUGGAGAAUAAGCUGAACUCUGCCAGCCUUCAGGAAACUCUGUGGAACUUUAGUUGGGAUGGUGAAAGCUACAGCGUGUCAGAUUAUCUGUCCAACUACUCCAAUGAUGGAAGCUUUUCAAGUGAGUUCCCGAGAGAUUGUGGCGAGGUCUUCAGCAGUGGAGAGAAAACCAGUGGCGUUUAUCCCAUUAAACCGAACGGAUCCGAGCCUUUCCUUGUGUACUGCGAUUUCACGGAGGAUGGAGCCUUCACGGUGAUUCAGCACAGACAAGAUGGCUCUGUUGAUUUUAACCAGUCCUGGCAGAGGUAUGAGGACGGAUUCGGAGACUUUAAGAGUGAGUUCUGGCUUGGUUUGAGGAAGAUCUUCUCCAUCACCCAGCAGGGAAGUUCUCUCCUGCACAUGCAGAUGGAGAACUGGAAAGAGGAAAAACAUUCCAUGGAGUUGCAGUACAUGCUGGACGGCCCUGACUACAACUACACCAUCCACCUCAAGGUGGGAGACCCGAUCUCGGAUACGGACGUCCCAACAAGACUGAGGUUCUCCACCAAAGACCGCAAUGAUGGAAAUAGCCACAAAACCCCAAACUGUGCUCAUGAUUAUACAGGAGGCUGGUGGUUCAGUGCUUGUGGAGAUGUCAACCUGAAUGGAAAAUGCAUCCAGAGCCAAGCUCAUAGGAAAGGACUGCAAGGGAAGCACAAUAAAGGACAGUCCCACUUCAAAUCCACACAGAUUUCCAUCCGUCACCAUCAGGAAACAUACAGUAGUCGCCUGUAAACCAGAAGAAACGCCGUGGGAAUGAACACAAAUACCUGUUGUGUCUUUUUAACCAGAUGAGAUGUGAGUCUGUAGAUCCUUAGUGCAUUAAAACCAAGCAGCAUGUUGUCCAUUAAACAACAA
Molecule: messenger RNA, 1559 nt
Organism: Tachysurus vachellii
Lineage: Eukaryota; Metazoa; Chordata; Actinopteri; Siluriformes; Bagridae
Product: angiopoietin-related protein 3-like
Exons: 7
Coding region: 30-1436 (468 amino acids)
Biological process (GO): cholesterol homeostasis; triglyceride homeostasis; phospholipid homeostasis
Source: RefSeq, a predicted model, not a curated record